AUGAAUGACCCUGUAAACUUUACAAAUGCUCUGGAGAAUAUGGCGGCUGCUAUGCAGGCAACAGCUGAGGCCGUUGGUCAGCAAGUUAAUAACGGAAACGGGGGUAAUGGCGAAAAUGGGCCGAUGACUUUAGCAACUUUUCUGAAGAUAAAACCACCAACUUUUAGAGGAACCACAAAUCCAACAGAAGCUGAAAAUUGGUUUCAGGCGAUAGAACGAGCUUUACAAGCACAACAAGUACUUGAAGAUCAGUGUGUUGAGUUUGCUACUUAUCAGCUGAUGGGUGAAGCUCAGUAUUGGUGGCAGGGGACCCGAUGCCUUCUACAGCGAGAUAAUGUUGCAAUCCCUUGGAAUGUAUUCCAAUCAGAGUUUCAUAAGAAGUAUUUCCCAAACUCAGUAAGAACGGCGAAAGAGCUUGAGUUGUUACAGCUGAAGCAAGGUCCUAUGUCAGUGGCAGAGUACACCAAUCGAUUUGAAAAAUUGUGUCAGUUCUCUAGGAUUUUUCAGGGUGCUCCGGGGGAUUUUGAAGAAUGGAAAUGCAUAAAAUAUGAAGGUGGUCUGCGGAGUGACAUUCUGAGUACAGUAGGCCCGAUGGAGAUCAGAGUUUUCUCUGAACUGGUAAACAAGACCCGAGUUACGGAAGAUUGUGCGAGAAAGGCUACAAUGGACAAGGGUGAUCACCGAGCUUUUGUUAGGAGAGAUCAACAGAGGAACUUUGUGCCUAGAGGAUAG
Arachis ipaensis is the source of this 732-nucleotide messenger RNA. RefSeq lists its product as uncharacterized. The record is from RefSeq and is a predicted model, not a curated record. Lineage: Eukaryota; Viridiplantae; Streptophyta; Magnoliopsida; Fabales; Fabaceae.